AUGAGGGGCGACAGAGGCUCGAACGAGGUGAGCUGCCACGACGGGGGCAUCCCGAUCUUCAGGCUGCGGAGCGUGGAGGAGACGGAGGCGGCGCACGACCUCCUGGAGCUGAGCCGCUCGCUGCCGCCGCUGCCCGCCCCCGGCGUCACCCCGCACUACUCCCUGCCCCAGGAGCCCCUCUACACCCACAGCGCCCAGCCGGUCUACCACUGCUGCGAGGAGGUCCAGCACCCGACAAACCAGCCACCACUCACCCCGCCCAACUCAGAGUACUCUUCCGACGCCGAGAACAACAACCCAAACCAGGCACCCAGUUCAGGAGCCAACCUUCAACCCGCCGUCUACACCUACGAUGCUCUUCUAGUCACCGACGGCAGGUCCAAGAACCGAAAAGAGCGGAAGACAACGGGUAAAGUGGCUCCACUCAGUCCCAUAUCUUCAGACGACGGCGUGACGACUGAAGCAGAAGAAAACCCUUGCGAUAAAGGCGGACGCUACGUCUGUUCCGAGUGUGGUAAGAAGUACGCGACCUCCUCUAACCUGUCGAGGCACAAACAGACACACAGGAGCCUCGAUUCCCAGUCGGCCAAGAAAUGCUUGACCUGCGGUAAAGCUUACGUUAGCAUGCCGGCCCUCGCGAUGCACCUCCUGACGCACAAGCUGUCACACGCUUGCGGAGUUUGCGGGAAGCUGUUCUCCAGGCCGUGGCUGCUCCAGGGACACCUCCGCUCGCACACCGGGGAGAAGCCGUACGGGUGCGCCCACUGCGGGAAGGCCUUCGCAGACCGGUCCAACCUGAGGGCACACAUGCAGACCCACUCGGCCGACAAGAACUACCAGUGCAACAGGUGCCACAAGACCUUCGCCCUCAAGUCCUACCUCAACAAGCACCUCGAGUCGGCCUGCAUAAAGGAGGAACAAGAAGGAGUCGACGUCACUGUAGUGUUCGAAAAUGUCCGGUCGAGUUUGCAGGUUCAGUAGCAGCAAAGGGACUUCUCUGUGAUACAAUUCGCAAAGAGAGGUACACACCAAUGAAGGAGAACAUUCGUGAUAUUUUAUGCAAUAUGGACGAUUCACACACCAAAGUGGACAGUGAUAUAUACACAACUACAAAUAAAUUUAUAUAUAUGAUAUGUACUGUAUUAUAUAUAAUAAUUAUAUAUAUAUAAGUAUAUGAAUAUCUGUUUUAACAAUAUUGAUUCAUUAUUACUAGACGGAAAAACAUGAAAAAUUUGAAACAUCCAUAUGAACAACCAUUGUUAUGUAUUUUCGUCUUUAUCCGAGCAACG
Molecule: messenger RNA, 1289 nt
Organism: Nezara viridula (southern green stink bug)
Lineage: Eukaryota; Metazoa; Arthropoda; Insecta; Hemiptera; Pentatomidae
Source: the annotation of a GenBank genome assembly